AUGACGAUAUCAGAGGCGGACCGAGAGAAGAUCGAGGAGCUACGGAACUUAGUGAAGGAGCAUAUUACGCCCUACUAUGAUACCGACUACAACCUUUUACGAUGGCUCAAAGGUCACGACUACAAUUUGGAGAUAAUCACCCCGAAACUGAUCAAUCACUUGAUGUUACGAAAGCUGUGGGAUCUCGACACUCUAGCUGACAAGCCAAGGAAUCAUGCCAUCCACAAACAUUGGAAGAGUGGCCUCACUGGUGAAGCUGUCAAGACGCCGAAUUGUGUCGUCAAUAUCGAACAAACUGGAGGUAAUGACUACUGGGGUAUGUUAAACACAUAUCCGAUCAACGAAAUACUUCGAGCCCGAAUACACGAUCUCGAAAGCAUGCUCCGUGCAGUAAUGGAGCUGGAGAAGAAAAAUGGAGAACAGUGUGCGAUAUUCUAUAUAAUGGAUAUGACAGGAUUGAAAAUGGACAGAAAAUUAAUGACACUUGUGACAGGUGGAUUAGCCUCUAUCUCAGCGUUUAUGGCGGAACAUUAUGUGGAAAUGGUACACAGCUUUGUUUUGGUGAACGUACCUCACUUCAUUAGUGCAAUAUGGACCGUUGCUCGACCGUUGUUGCCUGAGAAAACACGUCUCAAAGUGAACAUACUCGGAUCACAGUGGAAAGAUGAAAUUCGGAAGUUGGCGGAUGAAAAAUGUCUACCCACGUAUUGGAACGAGGAAUGGCAAGCAGGACCCUUCCUGGCGCCGAUUGAACGAGGUGUGGAUUAUCCGGAGGAUGGCUACUACAAAGGAGAAAUUUCCAGUGCAGCGAAGAUUCUACAGGUUCCAGCUGGAAAAACUGCCUACCUCGACAUCGAAGCCAAAGAGGGCACACAUCUUUCAUGGGAGCUUCACACAAACGGACAUUUUGCUUUCACAAUUUACGAGGUGAACAAAGAAACCGAUGAUCUCAGCGAGAUGAAGAAUUUCUACCCACUUUUCAGUAAAGUUCCCGGACCAACCAUGGUACCAUUUGGCGAUUCAGCGCCGGUGUCGAAAACUGGGACUUAUAGAUUCUGGUUUGGAAAUCAGCAUGCUUGGUUCCAUACAUUAAGAAUUCACUAUGUAAUCGAGAACAAAAGUUGA
Molecule: messenger RNA, 1125 nt
Organism: Haemonchus placei
Lineage: Eukaryota; Metazoa; Nematoda; Chromadorea; Rhabditida; Trichostrongylidae
Source: the annotation of a GenBank genome assembly